UCACCUUCUGGUCUUUGUACUGUUCCCACUUGUCUGGUUUUUGUUUUUGUUUUUUUUGGUUAAAUUUUAUUUGCAUAAUUGGAUCCGAUUUUGAUCUUCCGUGACCCGUGGAUUCCGCCCGUGAUUUUUGUGGCGGAGCCGCCAUUGUUAUUUCUUUGCGUUUUUGAAUUUUUUUUUCUAAUGCUACAGUUUUUAUCUCCCACUGUUCGAUUAUAAAAAUAUUUUAUUAUUUUUUAAUUUGUCUCCUGGGUUUUGGUUUUCUUCUUUCUGUUGAUGGAAGUUAAUGCGACGGGUACAUGUAUUUAAUGUUUUGGCUUUUAGAAUAGGCGUAGUAUACUUUCCGCGUCGGUCCGCCAUAAAUUUUCUGUGCUGGAUUUCAGUUUGAUGGUCCAUAUUGUGGGCUCACAUGUACAGUUUACUAUCAUAUUCAUUCGCCAUAGUUGAUUUCUACAUAACUGUUUUAAAAGAGUUGCGGUGAGCACGGGAAGAAGAUUUGAUUUCUGCUUGGACUGCUUUCUCCAGUAGUGGUAAAGAUACCCAUAAAAGGUGGUCUCAAAAGUGUGAAGAUUUGAGAGAGGAACUGCUCUGCAUCAGCUAAAAUAUUUGUUGAGGUCAAUUAAGUUCGGUGUUGUGGACUGGUUGAUAGUUUUGGUUGAAAUGGACUUGAAUUCAAAGCUUACAUCGCCCGUUCUGGCUGAUACGGCCCCUGUAAGCGCCUCGAGGCUAGGCAUAAAAUCUUUGGUGCCAUAUUCUCCAGCUGGUACAACUUUCUCUCCCGCACUCUUUCUUACACUCCCAAGGAAGAAGUCCGGGAAACUCGAUGACUUGCGGACAUCAAACACUUGGUUGGAUGCUAUGAAAUCAUCCUCUCCUACUCACAAUAAAAGAAAUAAAGAUUCUGGUGCUGAUCAAACAUCAACUGAGAACGAUGUUGCCUACCAGAAUUGGAUGCUCAAGUACCCCUCCGCACUUACAUCGUUUGAGCAAAUAAAAAAGUCUGCUAAAGGAAAGAGAGUAGUAUUAUUUCUGGAUUAUGAUGGAACUUUAUCACCAAUUGUUGACGAUCCAGAUCGUGCCUUCAUGUCAAAUGCGAUGUGUGCUGCUGUAAAAAAUGCUGCAAAAUGUUUUCCAACCGCUAUUAUUAGCGGGAGAAGCCGUGAUAAGGUAUACGAUUUUGUAGGACUAACAGAGCUUUAUUAUGCCGGUAGUCAUGGGAUGGAUAUUAUGACUCCCAUUCUGUCAGAUCCCAAUGACUCUAAGUACACUAGGGCAACUGACAAGCAGGGCAAGGAAGUUAACUUAUUCCAGCCUGCGAGAGAGUUUUUACCUAUGAUUGAUGAGGUUUUUAGAUCACUUGUCGAGACUACAAAAGAUAUUGCUGGAGCGAAAGUUGAGAACAACAGAUUCUGUGUUUCUGUACACUAUCGAAAUGUGGACGAGAAGAGUUGGGAUACAGUAGGGGAAUUGGUUACUGAGCUGUUAAAACAGUACCCUCGUCUGCAAUUGAAACAUGGUCGAAAGGUUUUAGAAGUCCGGCCAGUGCUCGACUGGGACAAGGGGAAAGCUGUUGAGUUCUUACUCGAAUCACUUGGGUUUAGUGGUAGUGAGGAUGUUCUCCCCAUAUACGUUGGAGAUGACCGUACAGAUGAAGAUGCAUUCAAGGUCUUGAGAGAGCAAAAUCGAGGCUUUGGCAUCUUGGUUUCUCCCGCGCCCAGGGAAAGCAAUGCUUUUUACUCUCUUCGGGAUCCAUCAGAGGUCAUGGAAUUCCUCAGGUGGUUAGUGACAUGGAAGAGGUCAUCAAGCACUCCAGUAUGAAAAAGAAUAAUCUGAUCUUUAGCAAUUUUACAAGAUUCUUUUAUUACUUCUUUGUUACGAUUUCAAUGGAAUGGUUAACACAAUGUUUUAUGAGCAGAGGUGCUUAAAUGAAAGCCUCUUGAGGUAGCGGGAAUAGCAAUACAUUGUUUCUCACUUUCUGAUCUAAGCUUCUGAGUGUAAAUUCUGUUUACUGUAUUCGCAGACUGGCACCAAGAAAGCCCAUUUUCCUGUGUAUUCGUCUUUUAUUUGAUUUAAUUUUUACUUAUUUAAUUAUUUCAUCUGCCA
Messenger RNA from Ipomoea triloba (trilobed morning glory), 2100 nucleotides. RefSeq names its product trehalose-phosphate phosphatase A-like. The transcript has 13 exons. The coding region runs from base 658 to 1815 and encodes 385 amino acids. Gene Ontology annotation, biological process: trehalose biosynthetic process. Lineage: Eukaryota; Viridiplantae; Streptophyta; Magnoliopsida; Solanales; Convolvulaceae. The record is from RefSeq and is a predicted model, not a curated record. Gene Ontology annotation, molecular function: trehalose-phosphatase activity.